ACAACAACGCAAGUAUCAUCUAACAUAUUCAUUCAUCUUUCCUCUUCUAGUUGACAUGAAACGGACCACACUCGCGCAGCUGCGAGGUUUACUUUGUCCGCGUCUGUGAAAUUGGAGCUGCACUGACUGACGAAAUCGUUUUGUUUUUUUCCUGCUGUGAAGGACGGGCGGGGAACUUGUGUAAGCGGAGAGUAAUCGACAAUGGCGACAUCUGUGGUGGCUGGGAGGUUCAUUUUUUUGGUUCUGGGAUUCGCAACGGCUUGCACGGUGCUCUACACCUGCGUCACAGACGGCUCUCCGUUUCGAAUGGAGCUGCUAACCCCAUGGAUGAGCGCCACAUUAAUCGAUUUUUAUGUCAACGUUAUCCCCAUCGCGGCGUGGGUCUGGUACAAAGAAUCGAACUUAGGAAGCCGGGUAACGUGGACUGUUCUCCUUAUUUGCUUUGGCAGCAUAACAACUUGCUGGUACAUUGCUAUUGAGUUCUUCAAGAUGUCUCCAGACGACCCUGCUUAUUAUGUGUUGCUGAAAGAUCGCACCAUCAGGUGGGAGGGUAGCUGCGAACUAGACGGUCACAUGCCAAGCAAUUAUUGAUCAAUAGCUUGAGCACCAAGGUCAGCCAUCAGAGAAGAGCUGAUAUCUGAAAUGUAUGUUUAGUGGGUUAAUGGCUUCUACAUCUUGCCUGAAGAAUGGGCAGUCACUGAAGUUUUUUGAAGUGGGAAACAAGAUUUAGAUUGUGCUUGAUAGCCUUGCAGGAUCGAUUGAUCCGAUUUCUGUUGGCUAUGAUUUUCUGAGAGCCAGAAGCUUGUAAUGUUCCUCACUUGAAAUCCAACAUUAUAAGUUUAUCACA
Molecule: messenger RNA, 847 nt
Organism: Physcomitrium patens
Lineage: Eukaryota; Viridiplantae; Streptophyta; Bryopsida; Funariales; Funariaceae
Source: RefSeq, a predicted model, not a curated record